Nelumbo nucifera (sacred lotus) is the source of this 1317-nucleotide messenger RNA. The record is from RefSeq and is a predicted model, not a curated record. NCBI's taxonomy places the organism in Eukaryota, Viridiplantae, Streptophyta, Magnoliopsida, Proteales, Nelumbonaceae.
AUGAUCCAAGCUUACUCCAAGACACUCAAUUCUCAAGAAUCACUUCAUCUCUUCCGUCGGAUGCUCUCGCUCGAUGGACCCAUUGUGCCAGUCCCCGACAGCUACACUUUCACUUUUGUGAUUACGUCGUGUUCCCAUCAACCGUCGGCUGUGGAGGGACAAAACACUCAUGGGCGGGUGAUAAAGAGUGGCUUUGAAUCCGAUCUGUUUGUGGGGAAUUCAUUGGUUAAUAUGUACUCAGCCUUUAUGAAAAUGGAGGAUGCCCAGAAAGUCUUCAAUGAAAUGCCCCAGCGAGACGUCUUCACAUGGACUAGUCUCGUGAGUGGGUAUGCAAAGAGUGGAGAGAUGGGCGCAGCCAGUGAAUUGUUUGCGAGGAUGCCUGAACGGAAUGAUGUUUCUUGGGCUGCUAUGAUUGCGGGGUUUGUUGGAGGCGCGAAAUAUAAUGAAGCACUUAAAUAUUUCCAUGACAUGUUGUUUGAUGCUAAGAUGAAGCCUAAUGAGGCGGUUCUCGUCUCUGUUUUGUCAGCUUGUGCUCAUCUUGGGGCUUUAGAUCAAGGGAAGUGGAUUCAUGUUUAUAUCGACAAGACUGGAGUGCCACAGAGUUCAAACAUUUCUACUGCUCUCAUUGAUAUGUAUGCCAAGUGUGGAAGGAUAGAUUGUGCCAACCAAGUUUUUAGUGGAAUUUCUAAAAGAGACGUGCUUACAUGGACAAGCAUGAUUUCAGGUUUAUCGAUUCAUGGGCUUGGUAAGGUUGCUCUUAGGAUGUUCUCUCAAAUGUUGGGGGAAGGCAUCAGACCUAAUAACAUUACUCUACUGGGAGUUUUAAAUGGAUGCAGCCAUUCAGGUCUAAUAGAUGAGGGCUGUAAAAUCUUUUACAGCAUGGAAAGCCUGUGGGGAAUUGCUCCAACGAUUGAGCACUAUGGAUGUCUGGUUGACCUUCUCGGUCGGGCGGGACAAUUGGAGCGUGCAUUUAAAAUUGCCAGAGAUAUGCCUAUGAAUCCUGACAUUGUUAUUUGGAGGGCCCUACUUAGUGCUUGCAGAAUCCACGGUAAUGCUAGUCUUGGGGAACAAAUUAUAGAUUACAUAUCCAAAAUGGAUCCUAUUGGUCAUGGUGGUGGUCAUGUCCUUCUGUCAAAUUUGUAUUCAUCUCUAGGUCAAUGGGAAAGAGUUGAUAGAAUGAGGAAGCUAAUGAGUGAAAUCAGGAGUGAUUAUAACCCGGGUUGUAGCUGGAUUGAAAAUGUGGAUAGAGAUACAUCAGAAGUUGGAGGAAGUUUUGAGAAGGGCAAGUGCAGAAGGUGGAUAUAUUCCCAGCACUAA